Brassica oleracea var. oleracea is the source of this 624-nucleotide messenger RNA. RefSeq names its product E3 ubiquitin-protein ligase At1g12760-like. The transcript is spliced from 4 exons. Gene Ontology annotation, molecular function: zinc ion binding. The coding region runs from base 82 to 579 and encodes 165 amino acids. The record is from RefSeq and is a predicted model, not a curated record. Lineage: Eukaryota; Viridiplantae; Streptophyta; Magnoliopsida; Brassicales; Brassicaceae.
AUUAUUGCACUAGCUGCAGAUGAAGAAAAUAACAUUCAAGAUUCUGGGGAUGAAUACUCAAGGGAAAGAAUCAAUAGGGUGAUGGACUUUUUCAAGACGGCAUCUGAAUGUUUCUUCGUGGGAUGGUUUUGGGGAUAUGUAUUGUUUUUUCUUGACAAUUCAUCUCAGGAUUAUGGUUCUAUACUGUACCGGUUAAGUAUGGGGUUCUUUGCUUUCAGCUGCAUUAGAUAUGUGAUUUCUAUUGUAACAAGCAUUAUUUUUCCUUUUGUAUUAUGUGGUUUCUUGGUUCAAAUAGCAUGUUAUGCGUGCAUCAUCAGACCAUUUGAAUUAUAUUCUGAACGGAAAGGUGAAGAUAUUGUAAGUAAUAAUUAUCAUGGUUUAGAUUCUGAAUGGGAAAGCGACGGUGAAGAUAUUAGCUGUUGUUGCAUAUGCUUGGGGAAAUAUGGAGACAAGGAUGAACAAAUAAGGAAACUUGAAUGCUUGCACGUAUUUCAUCCGGAGUGUAUAGAAAUGUGGCUGAGAAUCAAACCCUCAUGUCCCCUCUGUUUAUCAAAGAUCAAUAUGUCCUCAGCACUUUAGAUACUUUUUCUUUUUUUUUUUGAACUUCGGCUUUCAUUAAUAAAC